CGUGGAAGUAGCAGUCGGUAUGAUCGAAUAAUAAUCUAAUUACGAUAAAUCGAUACGAAAUCAGUUGGAAAGUCCGCAAUCUAAUUCUUAAUUUAAAUUAAAUUAAAUAUCCACAUUUAGGAAUGAACCAUUUUAUUUUAAGUAAUUUUUUUUAUUCCAGGAGACGGUUGAGGAUACGCCAACACACGAUUGGCUGCACUCCUUGCGACACAAUUGGCGGGAACUGUCUAGUCAUGAACUUCACGUCAAAAAAGUAAAAUAAUCAAAAAUUUUCGUAAUUAUGGUAAAUUAGAUGAAUCAAAAUUGUAAAAUGUGAUUUGUGUUCUCGGACAGCGUAAGCAGUGACCACCGCAGGGCUCUUCAGGAUUAUUUUGUGAUUGUCAGUCAUUUGUGGUUACGAUCGGCAGUUGCAUCUGCUGAGAUCUUCUCGCAAUGCCGGCGAAUGACACCAAAUACACCGUAGCCAGAGUGUGAACGUGGGAAAGAAGAGAAUAAAAAAUUAUCCAAAUGAUGGAGUCUAUGUCUAGUGUCCAAGUUGACGCUGUCAGACCCCAUGGCGUCACCUCCAGGUAAUUAUUGGGCGGUGACAUUCACAGCUUUUUUUUUGAAAUGCUGUGGAUUUUGGCCGGCCACAUCGAAAUUUGAAAAGCGCCUGAUGGAUGGACUCGUCGUGUACACGAUUAGUGCUGUACUAGGUGCCCUUUUCUUCGUCUUCUACGACCUCUACAAGUGUUAUGGGGAUGUCGAUAAAUUCACGUAUUCUACUAUGAUUUUCUGCACAGGAGCUUUUGGACUCUAUAAAGUUGUCUCUUUUACGCUGAAACGGAAGUCCUUUUUAGAUCUAGUUUGUUAUGCCCAGAGGCACUUUUGGAAUAUUCAGUAUGAGGGCUAUGGUGCUGAUGUUAUGAGUAAGUGUAUGGUGCGAUUAACUGGAAUCGUAACAUUUGCGAUUUUCAUGUGCCAUUUGACGGUUGCGCUUCACUACAUAAUUCCAUUAAUAGAGAAUCAAGGGAGAAAUGAGAGUGACAGAAUCUUCCCCUUUCGAUUGUACUCCGAUUUGCCGAUUACUCUGUCUCCCUGGUAUGAGAUCCUUUAUGUUGGACAGGUAAUUGCAACGUGGCCAUGUUGCUACUGCUACUUCUGCUUCGACAAUUUCUUAUGUCAAAUGAACAUCACCGCAGUUGCACAAUUUGUGAUACUCCAGAAAGAAAUGCGAGAGAUUUGUGACAAUCUCGAUGGUUCCUAUCUAUGGAAUGAACUUAAAAUUCGAUCGCGAUUUGUCAGCUGCGUUCAGAGACAUCAGCAAUUGAUAAAUUUUGUGGAUGACAUCAAAGAACUUUACCGGAGUGUGAUGCUCGGAGUAGUGAUUCUCCUUAGCUUUUUGAUCUGCCUGGAGAUGUUUCAGCUCAUGACGUCUACGGACAGUGCGAAGCUCUCUACGUUCCAUUAUUGCGUCUACUUCGGAGGAAGUAUAACGCAGUUAUAUUUUUACACCCUGACCUGUGACGAUCUGACGGGCGCAAGUCUUGCGAUCUCCGAUGCGGCAUAUGAUGUGCGAUGGUUUUUGAUACGAUCGGAGGCCAUGAAGAAUCGACUGGUGAAGGAUCUGUCGAUAGUUAUAAUGCGAUCGCAGAGAGCCUGUACCCUGACCGUUGGUGGAUUUUCACCGGUAACAUUGCAAACAUUUACGUCGGAUAUCUUUAUGUUCACAGAUUUGCCACACUGCCUUUUCAUUCCUGGCUCUCAUCAGGCAGACGCUUGAAGAUGAUCAUUCGUAACAAUUACUUUAUGAUGAACUGGAAAUUGCAAUGGGUUACAUCUUUGCAAAUAUAUA
This is a messenger RNA of Diachasmimorpha longicaudata, 1834 nucleotides long. Its product is annotated as odorant receptor 22c-like. Gene Ontology annotation, biological process: sensory perception of smell; detection of chemical stimulus involved in sensory perception of smell. The transcript is spliced from 7 exons. The record is from RefSeq and is a predicted model, not a curated record. Gene Ontology annotation, cellular component: plasma membrane. Lineage: Eukaryota; Metazoa; Arthropoda; Insecta; Hymenoptera; Braconidae. The coding region runs from base 554 to 1762 and encodes 402 amino acids. Gene Ontology annotation, molecular function: odorant binding; olfactory receptor activity.